Glarea lozoyensis ATCC 20868 is the source of this 3624-nucleotide messenger RNA. RefSeq lists its product as uncharacterized. Lineage: Eukaryota; Fungi; Ascomycota; Leotiomycetes; Helotiales; Helotiaceae. The transcript is spliced from 2 exons. Bases 1 to 3624 code for a protein of 1207 amino acids. The record is from RefSeq and is a predicted model, not a curated record. Gene Ontology annotation, biological process: transmembrane transport.
AUGAUUACGAGUGCGGUUGCAAGGGAAGCAUGGCAGGCUGGAGAGGAUGAGGUUGAUGGACGAUGUGCGGACGGUUCGAAUACUCAACCACAAUCCCUAUCUUUUCCACAGGGACGACAAAAUUACACGCGUUACAGAAGGCGGCAGCGUUGUGGCUUCAAUACCAUUGGAUACGUCUUUCUUCUAAUCGUCAGUCUGUGUAUCCUUCCAGCAACGGCUGUCGAAAUCGAGUUCGAGAAUUGUCUUUCGAAUGACGUGCAGAAUAACGCAGCUGCUGGCGGAUUACAACUACAAUUUGUGCCACUCUUCUUUGACGCCGUCUUCAAUACUACGGAUCCUUCACACAAUUUAUCUAUAAGGGUAUGGGGAAAUGUCACAGGUUCAGGUCCUGCUCAACGACGAAGUCCCUUACCUUCGCCGACCAGUUCUUAUUGGGAUUCUAAUGCCACAGAUACCGGAGGCAAGAUCAUCGAUGUUCCAUCCCCAGCAGCGAACAACAAGCGCACGACUCUGGCCAGUACCAUAGACGUUCUGACGUAUAACAAUGCUCAGGAUUUCUCGCCGUUCUGUGAUAAACUCACAAAUGGCAGCUGCCCGCUAUCUCCCAAUUUCUUUGGCAACGCGUCUGUGAGGUCUGACUGGCCGUCUAUCUCCUAUUCGCACCCGUUCUAUUCGACCUUCGCGUUUACAUCUUUCACUGCACGCAUGGAAAUUACCUAUGGAGAUGAGGCGGCGACAAGUAUUGGUUGUAUUCAGGCGUCCGUUACCCCGGAUAUUGGAGGCACUCUCUCUGCUGUAAUCACCUGGAUACCUGCAGUCAUUCUCAUUCUUGUAGGAGUUGCAACAGCCUUCGCAGGGAUAUACAGUCCGUGGGGUACUACUGACACUUUUCGAUGGACUACAAAUUAUGGGCGUGAUGAAGAUCUACUACGCUUGGUCACGCCUGGAUUCGGGGAUUGCUUGCAAUACAUACAAUUUGCGUUUCUCACCGGAGGAUUGACGCUCAACUAUCCUGGGUUUUACCAACCCAUCAUAAGCAAGGUCGCAUGGUCUUCUCUUAUGUUCAACCAGAGCUUCGUCAGUGACGGACCGGCAACCGAUAGUCUAAUCGAUGGGGUAUAUGUCGUUCGAGGAAGAUUUGGUCUGGAUAGGAUCCGUCAGUAUGUUGGUCUGGGACAGGUCGAUGAUGUCUGGGCUGGUAUGGCCGUUUGGCUUCUGGUUAUUCUUGCGGCCGUGCUGUUUCUUGUCCAGGCUGGAUUCUUCGUUCGCUGGGCUCUUCGACAUAUCAGUGAUAACCAGGAGGAAGAUCUUCGUGCCAAGAAUAUGCCAUUCACGGUUGGGAAUGUCAUCAGGAUCGUUUUCAACUACUUCCUCUUGCCAAUAGUGGCAUUGUCGAUGUUCCAGCUAGCAGAAGCUGCUCAUUCACCAACAUACACCGUAGCUCUCGCCGUGGUAAUGCUAGCGCUAAUUAUGGGCUUCGCUAUCUGGCUACUCUACUUCAUUGUAUCAACGCGGCCAAAGUCAUACCUAUUUGACGACCUCCCCACUGUGCUGCUAUAUGGACCACUGUACAAUACCUACUCCGAUAACCUCGCUUCUUUUGCACUCAUUCCUGUCUUGCUGACAAUUGUGAGAGGUGUAGCCAUUGGUGCUGUCCAACAGUCCGGAAUCGCGCAACUGGUGCUGCUCGCCAUAUGCGAAGUCAUCUUCAUAUUAACGCUACAUGCAUUUCGACCAUUUCAUUCUCCAACAUCAAUGAAUGCAGUCCAUACCUUGUUAGCGUUUAUAAGGCUCGCAACAGUAAUCAUCAUGUUGGCAUUUGCUCCAUCAUUGGGAGUUCCCGAGGGAGCUAAAGGCUGGAUUGGAUAUGCCAUUCUUCUGACACAUGCCGUUGUGUUACUCUUAGGCUACCUUCUCAAUGCCGUCCAAACGGUCGUUGAAGUUGCGGCCCGACUGGCUGGCGCUGGUGGGGACGAGACUGGUGCUACAAGAGGCGGCCUUGCGAAAGUAUUUGGGAUGCGACAACUAUCGAGACGAUUACCUCGCCGGGAUGGAGUGUCAAGGCAAAGCCAAUUGUCGAAUACCGCCAUGAUGGAUGAAGAGGGUCGCAAGGCUUAUCUGAUGGAAGGUGGGAGGAUCCGUAGUCAAUCAGCAGGUAGCACAGGUGUGCUUCUGAACAGGCAAAGUACUGGUCUGGAUUCAAACGUAGAAGCGUACGGCGCCAUUCCUCCUGGGGCUAUUGGCAGCGGAGGAAGUUCUUACACCCCUACGACACCAGGAGAAGCAAGUUCCUUCUCCUUCUUGCCUUCUGCCGCCGCGCCAUCAGGGUUGGGCCGCAACCGAGGCCCUGCGGUACCUUUGGGAGAGGUAGACAAUGCGGAUCCAUAUUAUCGACCACCUAGACUAAGGCGACCGACUCUUGAUGCCUACUCGCCCGGUUCGAAGAGUAGAGGGUCAUGGGCAAGUGGAGAUUGGGCUAAAAAACGCUGGAGUCAGGGAGAACCCCCAGCGGUAGAAACUGCUGAUGAAGGACCAUCAAUUUCAGGCAGGGCAACACCCACUGGUCAAGCACCCGUAGACGGCAGCCCGGGACGCUCGAAGGCGGAUUAUACCACCCGAGAAGUCGAUUUCUAUUACGGAGUACGUGGUCCAGCCUUGAAUGCUAAUGUACCCAGUCGACGUAUCAAGACCGGUCCAACGGACCCGACAGGGCCAUCGGCAGCAGCAGCAGGAUGGUUUAAAGGACUAUUUGGCGGCAAAACUAAAGAGAAGGGCAAAGGCUUCGAGGUCGUGCGGAGUGCUCGAAUGCCACCUGGAAUGAAGCGACCAGGACAAGAAUCACCACCUGAAGGAGUUCCUGUCGCCACGGGCGGGGUUCGCAACGGGCCUAUCGAUUCUGACGAUGAUUCGGAUGAUCGUCCACCUGUUCGUCAUGAGAACACACUACCAGCGCCUGCGUCCACGCACGAAAAUGAUAGUCUAGUCAGCCCUCUUCAAACGGAUGAUGAGAUGUCAGACGACGGAGAUGAAUUUGAGAUGCAGAGGAUAUCCGAUGUCCCGCCAACGUUGGCUGGUAUAGAUAUAUCUGGUGGUGGUAUCGAGCUACCGAGCCGAUUCCCGUCGAAGGCUACAUCGAAGGCUAGCUCCCGCAGGUAUCAGAAGCCGGAAGUCUCAUUAGGCCCUAACCUACCGAUGCCGUCGCGGAUACCAUCGCUGAAGCCUGACGUGCCAAGGAAGAGCUCCAAACGACAAUCACAGAGUGUUGAUUUGACAACACCGGGUGCUCAGCACUUAUUCCUUCAGCAUACCAAUCAAGGAUCUACCGAUUCGUCGAGACUUCCUUUCGACCGCUCCAAUUCGCAUCAUCGACACUCUACCGUCUCAGCCAGCUCGAGUAUAAUCACCCCGGAACAUAGCGGGCAACACUCCCGCAAUCAUUCCUCAGCUCUUGGAAACUUAUCGGCGGACUUUAGAGAUGACCGGCCUACCAGUGUCGGAUUCGUCAAUCAGCAUAGUAUCCAAACCAUCAACCAAACUGAAAAUCCGGAUUUCUUGGGCACAGCAGCUGAAGUGGUCGACGGUCGCAACAGUGGGUCUUCGUCGAUGGAGAAUUUGCGACAUUGA